This is a messenger RNA of Haliotis rufescens (red abalone), 1943 nucleotides long. RefSeq lists its product as uncharacterized. The transcript is spliced from 6 exons. The coding region runs from base 373 to 1914 and encodes 513 amino acids. Gene Ontology annotation, cellular component: endoplasmic reticulum membrane. The record is from RefSeq and is a predicted model, not a curated record. Lineage: Eukaryota; Metazoa; Mollusca; Gastropoda; Lepetellida; Haliotidae. Gene Ontology annotation, molecular function: ubiquitin protein ligase activity; ubiquitin conjugating enzyme binding. Gene Ontology annotation, biological process: serotonin metabolic process; positive regulation of proteasomal ubiquitin-dependent protein catabolic process; protein polyubiquitination.
CAGCGCAUGGCACGUUCGUUUACACUCUCGGAAACAUCGCGAUCGUACAGAGAGCUCCGCGAACGGGUUAUCGCUGUGAGGAACUAUGCUCACAAUCCCUUCUAAGCUCCUCACAGCGAUAACACCUUACCGAGAGGGUAACGAAGGUGUCACGCGCUGGGAAGGAGCUUGUCCCGUCAACUCAAGAGCAGAUAACUCUAUAUCAUUACACGUCUCCGUUUACAAACAAGUCCAGAACGCCGAGAGACGGUUGUCAGCUGAUUGCGUGUUACAUUCGACCCGUAUCGCCAUGGCAUAGACGUGAGCUGACUGCUGUGUGGUCGGUCGCCGAUGUGGUCUUUUGUCGAUGUGGUCACUUCCUGAUGUUCCACCAUGGACAGAUUCAAACUGCGAUGUCGUCGGUGUCGCUAUGUCCUCCUUGUCAGUGACAACAUCAUCAAUACCCACGGUCAACCGGUGAAAGAAUCAUCAUGUUCAAGUUCCUCCACCUUGUCAGUUUGGUACAUCUCUAUGGAGAAUGAAGAGUUGUCAUGGAUACGGGAAGCUAUCAAUCAGGCUCUGUGGAUCAAGGGGAAGCUAAACUGCCCAAAGUGUAAUGGCAGACUUGGGUCUUUUGAUUUUGUGAACACCACACACUGCCCUUGUGGUGAACAGACCCUGCCAGGAGUUCACAUACUUCGCGACCGAGUGGAUAAAAUGUUGCUGAAACAGGCAGCACAGCAGCAACAUUUCAGCAGCAGGAUGGCAAGAUCAAAUAGUCGUCUCAUCAAAGGAACUUCCAUUGAUCUAAAACUGACUUCUUGUCAGGAGAGUACUGAGGGCAGCAGAAGUGUGGUGGGGGCCUCACAAAACCAGGGGACACUACCCCGGGGCUGUGAUCCAGUGGGAUGGUUAGAUGAAUCAGGAGAUGACACCCAGGGACUGGUGUCCAGGACUGGGGGGCUCGUGUGUGGUGAGGAUGAAGCAGACCAGCCACCCAGGUGGGAUGUCAUUACUGCAAAUGCUGCUGACGAACAUCCCUCCUUCACUCCGAGUGCUGUUGAGAUAGAUCGUUUGUUCAGUCUUGAUGUUGGAGUGAACUCUGAUUGGAUGUGUGAGGGGUUUGGUGAUUCUCUGCAUAAACAGUCAGUAAUUAAUCCAGCUUGUGCUUCAUUGAAACAAAUCAAUGUCAGUCAGACAGUUGUCCGACAUGGGUGUGACCAUGUUCACAGAACCACAAAGCAAGGCAUUGGUGUUGGUGACAGAUCGUCCAGCGUCAGUCAGACGACCCUAUGCCAGGGUGGAAGUGAGAAUGGCUGUAGUGUGCAACCAUGCCAAACAAAGAAGAUGUUGCGGUCCAGGCGGAGGGGAGCACAGUUUGUUGACGACGACAAGAGGGAGAGUUUUGUCAUGGGGACUCUAAACCGGCUCCAGCAGCUGGAGGAGGAGCAGACUUCCUCUGAUGACAGCGUCCUUGGGGAGGACAUUCUGGAGGAACACACAUGUCCCGUGUGUCUGGACAUGUUUCUGCACCCCCACGCCUGCCUCCCAUGCCAUCAUGUGUUCUGUGAGACGUGUCUGCGACAGCUGGCACAGAAAUCCAACAACAGUACCACGUUCCCCUGUCCCAUGUGUCGCAUCCUCAUCAAGUCUUGCUGUCUGGACAUAGACUUGAAUGCCACAAUAAAGCUGAACUAUCCCGUCUCCUACAAGUACCGUCGUACGACAGAGAGCAAGUACCUGUCACACCGCUACCCGCUCCCCCGGUCUAUAGGGACUGCACACCCUCAUACCAUCAAUCAACGCAUUGCCUAUGCCUUCGGAGGCCAUGAGAACAUAUACGGCGUCAUGUCUCGACUAUGGCUAAAGUGUUUCACAUUCCUUGGAGCUGUCAUUCUAGUUUUGUUGGUGCUGUGUGUGUCUUUCGCUCUGUGAUAUUAAAGAGUCUUAUUAUCAUCUUGAAA